UAAUACAUUAUUCUGCUUGCGAGCCAAAAUGGUAGCCAAAAGCCCCGAGCAAGUAAACAAUCUACACAAGAUAAAUAUGUUGAAAACUUUGCGAAAGACAGGAUUAUACUUUUUAACUUAAAAUAAAUUCUUUACUUUCCUAGUGGUAACUAUUUUAAGAUUUGCAGAGUUUUUUUAUAUUCUAAAUUUUCAUAUUUGCACAACAUCCAUAUAGACUUUGUGAUCCUGUUAAAUAUAUUCUUAUAAUACACCCUAACGAUAGAAAAAACCUAAAGUAUAUGUUAAAACCGAAAACACUUGUUUAUUGAACUAAAAAAUUGUUGAAUAAGUUUUGUUGUUGGCCCUCUCUAAAUAUUUGCAUUUUAAGAUGCUAACCCUAAUUAUGUAUUUAUGCUGCAUAAAUUAACACGUCAUAUAUUAGUUCAUAAACCACUCACUAAUAGAAAUUCCAGAGUAUAAAAAUAACAUAAGGGGUUGUAGGCUAACGUGUACUUUCGAAUAUAUCUUGGGCUUGUAAUUUGAGAUACUGCAUAGCAACAACGCAUAGCAACGUCAAACAAUGGUGUGAAAAUUUCACAAGCUAUACUAAUAACUUUGAAACAGAUGUCGAAGUAUGCUUGAGUUUUAACAAGAAAUUUUUUGAAACAUGAAAGAAACAUGUAAAUGAAAACAACAAAAAAAUUCAGAAAUGUUGAAAACAGGAUUAUGUAUGUACGUGAUGAAAUAUAUUCGCUGUGUUGUUGCCGUCCUCAGUUGGAACUUUUCCAAAAAAUAAACUGUAAUGUUGGGAACAUGUCAAACUAGACGAAGGUGGACGAAGUAUGUACAACAAAAACUAACAAUAACAACAACAGAGUAGUUUAAUGAAUAACACUAUAAAUAACAAGUAUAUUGUGAAUACACCAAAUAUACCGCUGACAACAACAACAAAAACAACAAUAACAAGAAAACAACAAACAAUAAGCAACAAGAAAAACAAAUAAAACGAUUUCUACACAACUUAGUGUCUCUCACAAACUUCUGAGUAUCACAUUAUCACAUGUUCAUUGUAAAGUUGUCAAACCACAACGUUAUUCGAGCAAAAAUGUUUUUACCCACACUGUAGGGAAGUUUGAGAAAAUGUUUUUGUGAAGACGUCCACAGAACCUUGCGCUUAAUGAUGGAAAAAUACAGGUUAACAACAUUGCGAAGGUCGUAUCAACACAGAAGUCGCCGGAGAAACUCGUCUCAAACCAGCUCCACUGUAUCUAACAGUGAAGGAGAGAGAAAUGAAAGGAAAGAAAUAUGUAUGACAAAGCACACAUCAGCAAUAACAAAUUUCAAACGAGCAGUCAAAAUGGUUAAGGUUGUGAACCUGCUAAGACCAAAAAACACGAGCAAAAUGGAUGAGCUAAGCAAAGUAGACACGUAUAUCACAUUUGCCGAGUUUGCAAAAGACAUGCGCCACAAAUCAUCGACGGCAUUAUUCGACCCGACAUUGUAUAGAGCUAACAAAGAGAUGCGUAUUUCAAGCGAGGCCAGAGAAACACUAAGGCUUCCACAAAAAUCAAAACUACAAAUUGAAAAGACGGUGUUAUCGUUGCGUAGCAUCAAAUCAUUUGCGGAAUAUCCAACAAGAAUGCAAAGAAAGCUAGUAGAGGUUGGUUGGUACGAAAGGCAUUCAGCAAAGAAUAUGAUUCUACGUCAGGGACAUCCUCCACAAGCCUUUUAUUUUAUUUUAUCAGGAAAAGGUGUGCAAAUUCUCAUCUCUUUUAUUUUUUUCUGUUUUCACCACCUUUAUUUUUAUACUCAAUUUCUACAAAUUUUUACAGUUUCGUCGUUUUUUAUUUUUUUUCUCGUUAUACUUAUUACUCUUACUAUACUUCGUCCAAAAUUUACAUGUAUGCAAAUAUUUGAUGUGUGUGUGAUUUUUAUAGCCGUCGUAAAGGUCUUAUCAACUAAAGACAAAGUUCCAAGAACCAUAUGCUAUCUAAAGAGAGGAGACAGCUUCGGUGAGCUCUCCAUCAUACAUUCUACAAACAGACAAGCAACCAUUAUCACUGAAGAAUGCAUCGAGCUGCUAUGUAUAGCAAAGAAGGAUUUUGUGGACAUUUUUAUGUCUUCUGGACCUGGUGAGAAAAAUGUAUAUGACCCAGACUUCGCAUCUUUUGUCGGAGAAAUCAAAUUCCUCAAACUUUGGCCUGUACAUCAACUUCAUAACGAACCCAAACACUGUCUUUUCAAUUACUUUAAGAAUGAUGCAGUGCUAGUGAAAGACAGCAAAUAUUCAGAUUGGAUUUACAUAAUCAAGUCGGGUAGUUGUAGAGUGUUAAUAAAGCUACAUAAAAUCAAUACACAACCAACUGGCAAAAAUGACGACAACUUCUUUAUGCAACGACGAAUACACAAGAAAGUUCCUGUACACCAAAAUUAUAGUCCAACAACAACCAGAACACACCUUAUAAAUAACAGCAGACCAAAAACCUGUCUACCAGAAAGGCAAUCAAAGAUAUGCAAGCGAAAAGGUAGAAGCCCUGUGUUUAGUAUAUUGCUUGUGAUGACAUACACUCAGCACUCCAAUUGCACUCCAGGUUCAACAAUGUUUAUAAAAAUCAUUGUAUUUAUAGAAAUGCAACAAAGCACUUAUUCAAAUCAGAAAAUAUCAAUUAUAGACAGUUCGUCCACGCAAAAUGUUAUCGCGACGGAAACACGAGGGAACUCCGCUUGUUUCGUUCAAAUUGCAACACUAGAAAAAACAGAUACAUUUGGACUGCAAAAUAUUUUCUGCAAGAAACAACCCAGCUUGAUUUUAAUAAGCAACGGUGCAGAGAUAUUCAUGAUAUCGAAGAAACAUUUCUUAAAACAUUGCAGUCAGGAAUGCUACCACGAAUUAGAACGAACCGUGCCGGAGUAUCCAACCAAUCACAAGCUUCAGCAACAACUAGAAGAUGAUAUGCGGUGGAGAGAGUUUAAGAGAAAUGAAAUAGUGGAUGUAGUAAGAAGAUGCAAAUCUGCAAAAAUAUAGCUAAAUAAUCUUCCUUUAUGUCCUUAAGAUAUAUACAUGGUUAUUGAAACUACACACGCGUUUCUUUGUUGACAUUCUCCAUACAUAAACUGUCUUGUGUUUCGAAAAGAGGGCGUCUAAUAGAGGACGGCCUGUACAAAAAAACACAUGGGCGUUUAAUACAUGCUGUUCGAAAUAUGAGUAAAGUUAAAGCUAUUUAGCAGUGUUUUUAAAACAAGUAGAACAGCUACUGUUACUUUAUCAUCCUAAUUUUCAGGUAUUGACACUUUCUUGCAUUAUUAAGGUAAUUCGAAGAUCUUCAAUGUCCAUCGCUUGAAAAUAAAAACAUGCCGAAACCUUUAAAGGGAAGCCGAGGUAUGAAAUGAUCUUUGUGAUGAUAAUUUCAGAUGCAUGGGACGAGCAAACGAGAAUUUUAUGGUAAUCAAUUCACCUUUAUAAUAUCUAUGCAUUGAUAAAAUUUGAAUGUAAAUCCCUUAUCAGGUCUAAAAUUAGUGAGGACAGAGAAUGUCAAAAUUUGCUAUUACUUAAAUAUGACAUCAUAAUCCAUGCAGCAUAAUUAAAUCUGAAAUUCUUUAAAUGUGAAUAUUGUGAAAAGAGCUUUAUUAAAAAAUAAAAAAAGACUUGUUAACCAUGUCUCUAUAAUAUAAGUCCAACAUCAUUUUAUACCUUGGGUUCCCUUAAUUAUAUUCGAGGUUCAAAGAUACUUUACAUAGAGGUAGAGUUGAUCAUCUGGAGAAAAUUCUGAUUAAAAUACAGAAGAAAGGACUUUGACGGCGCUGCGAAUACUUUAUGACAAAAAAACAACAAUGAAAAACACUUACCUAUUCUG
Hydractinia symbiolongicarpus is the source of this 3833-nucleotide messenger RNA. RefSeq names its product cyclic nucleotide-binding domain-containing protein 2-like. The record is from RefSeq and is a predicted model, not a curated record. The transcript has 11 exons. The coding region runs from base 1157 to 3004 and encodes 615 amino acids. NCBI's taxonomy places the organism in Eukaryota, Metazoa, Cnidaria, Hydrozoa, Anthoathecata, Hydractiniidae.